AUGUCUCUCUCCGUUUCUGCAGGCAGUCUGGAUGAUAAUGACGAUUUGCUCCAUUUACUUACCCAAUCGUGGGAUGAAGAGUCGAAAAAUGCUGUGCAAACAUCCCAAUGGACCCGCGAUUAUCUCCAUCGUCUGACGUCGUUGCCAUUGAAUGAACUAUUGAACGAACCGAAAGAACUUCGUCACGAACAAGACAAGAUGCAGCGAGAGGCGAAACAGCUUGCUUUUCGCGAUUAUCCUUGUUUUAUUUACGCGCAAUCCUGUCGACAUCAAGUGGAUGAAACGCUGAAAGGCUUGGAUCACCAGCUGACGGACUUUGCGACCACCAUACCGGCGUUGCAAGACGCUUGCGAUACGUUUCUGCAAGAAGCCGGGGCCGUCAUGGGAGAACGGUCAAAAAUUACACGUGUGUUGGAACACCAGAAUGUGCUUGUGGAGCUUUUGGAGAUUCCUCAGUUGAUGGAAACAUGUGUAUUGAACGGUUAUUACUCGGAAGCCAUGGACCUGGCGUCUCAUGUCCGGCUGUUGCAUUUACGAUACCCGUUGCCGGUCAUUGAUACCAUCCAGGAUCAAGUCAAAUCGUAUUCCGAUCUGAUGCUGAUGCAACUCUUGUCUCACCUCCGACGCCCCAUCAAACUCGCAGCCGCCAUGAAUAUCAUUGGCUAUUUGCGUCGUCUCGAUACCUUUCAGACCGAGAACGAACUACGCAUGGUGUUUCUGAGAUGUCGCCACAGUUUCCUCGAGCAACGCGUGGACCGUAUUAAACGAGAAAUGUCGGACGAUACCAGAAAACGAAGUCAAGAUGCCGUUGAUUACCUGAAAAAGUACAUUGAUAUCAUGCGAGAACAAAUGUUUGAAAUUGCCACGCAGUAUCUAUCCGUCUUUUCAAACGAGGAGCAAGAUUCAUUGCUUUCCGACUACAUGGUGCACCUCACCUUGGAUAUACGGACCACUUUAUCCGAGUACCUGGGCAUGGUUCAAGACGUUUCGUCUCUGGCAUCACUCUUAACGCAGCUUCAGUACUGUGGCAUGUCCUUGGGAAGAAUCGGUCUUGAUUUCCGUCAUUUCUUU
Molecule: messenger RNA, 1071 nt
Organism: Radiomyces spectabilis
Lineage: Eukaryota; Fungi; Mucoromycota; Mucoromycetes; Mucorales; Radiomycetaceae
Product: oligomeric Golgi complex subunit 8
Exons: 1
Biological process (GO): intra-Golgi vesicle-mediated transport
Cellular component (GO): COG complex
Source: RefSeq, a predicted model, not a curated record